CGAUUGAGUUAUUUUAGAUUAAUUCUGAGGAAGUGUAUACUGGCUACGGCAUCUCAAAAUGGACAAACAGUACUCUUGCAGGUUUUUUUUUCUUGUUUUUCAAGCUUUUAAGGGAGUAUGCAAGAACACUCGUUCUGUUCAGCUAGGAGCAAGUCGAGCAGAAGCAUGCUGACGCCUUUACCCAGUCUGUUGGGGGGGGGGCUAUGGGAACGACUAUGGGAACGACGUAGAGUGCAUACCUGUUCAUACUGGUCCACCCAUGACAAUCAGAUCCACAACGCUGCAAGUGGGCCACACGAGACUGAACAGAUGCUAGACCGUGGAAUCACAGUUGACUUAAAAGGCUAAUUGAUCAUUAGAAAACCCUUUUGCAAUUAUGUUUGCACAGCUGAAAACUGUUCUGAUUUAAAGAAGCAAUAAAACUGUCCUUUAGACUAGUUGAGUAUCUGGAGCAUCAGCAUUUGUGAGUUCGAUUACAACCUCAAUGGCCAGAAACAAAUAACUUUCCUCUGAAACUCAUCAGUCUAUUCUUGUUCUGAGAAAUGGAGGCUAUUCCAUGCGAGAAGUUGUCAAGAAACUGAAGAUCUCGUACAACGAAAACAAGGACAUUUCUAAGAGGCUACAACUUUUGAACGAACAACUUUCCGGCAUCACGUUUUACCUCCCCUCUCAAGAUGACGACUUCUCAGUAUGACCUGUCAAACACGCUCCCUCCCCACACACUGACCCGGCUGGCACGGGAGUGGCUGGCAGAGGACACACCAAACUUUGACCCUGCAGGGCUGUGUGUGGGGUCACAUGAGGUCGAGGCCAGGUUGUUGUGUAAAACGCCGUGCAGCAUGCUGGCAGGCAGGCCUUUCUUCACUGCUGUCUUCACUGAGCUCAGCUGCACUGUGGAAUGGGCGCACAAAGAGGGAGCACAGCUCGGUCCAAAUGAGGUGACCCAGACUGCUGUGGUCAGAGGCCCAGCAAGGUGUAUCCUCCUCGGGGAGAGACCGGCCCUCAACUGCCUGGCCCGGGCCUCGGGGAUAGCCACCCGCUGCUCCCAGCUUCAGAGCAUCGCCAGGGAGGCAGGCUGGCAUGGCCAUGUGGCUGGCACGCGUAAAACCACCCCUGGGUUCCGGCUGGUGGAGAAGUAUGCCAUGCUGGUGGGCGGCGUGUCCAUACACAGACAGGACCUGAGUGGGAUGGUGAUGCUGAAAGACAAUCAUAUAUGGGCAUCAGGGAGUAUCACACAGGCGGUGAGGAACGCCCGCUCGGUGUGUGGCUUCAGCAGUAAGAUUGAGGUGGAGUGCGGCAGCCAGGAGGAGGGCAGUGAGGCGGCCACGGCAGGCGCCGACAUCGUCAUGCUGGACAACUUUAAGCCACAGGAACUCCAUGCGGCAGCCAAGCUUCUGAAGGAGGAGUUCCCUUCUUUGCUAAUCGAGGCCAGUGGAGGGGUGACCCCAGACUCCCUGCCCCAGUAUCUCUCCCCCCAUGUGGACAUCAUCUCUCUGGGCUGCAUCACCCAGGGCUGCCCAGUGGUAGACUUCUCCCUCAAGGUUCAAAAGCCUGUUCCCUUUCCAAUUAUUUUCCAAUCAAAGUAACUGUGGCAAUUCAGGAUUUUUGUUAAUAAAGUGAAAAUAAAAAGCAAUGGUCAAUUUCCUCACUUUUCAUCCAGGAGAUGAUCAAGAGAAAAAAAAAUCCAUUAUGACAUUCAGAGGUGACUGUAUGUCUAUGCUGCGUACAACUAAUUUAGACAUCAUUAUUAAAACUGUGAAGACCGUU
This is a messenger RNA of Oncorhynchus masou masou (cherry salmon), 1767 nucleotides long. Its product is annotated as nicotinate-nucleotide pyrophosphorylase [carboxylating]-like. The record is from RefSeq and is a predicted model, not a curated record. The transcript is spliced from 5 exons. Gene Ontology annotation, biological process: NAD+ biosynthetic process; quinolinate catabolic process. Lineage: Eukaryota; Metazoa; Chordata; Actinopteri; Salmoniformes; Salmonidae. Bases 675 to 1586 code for a protein of 303 amino acids. Gene Ontology annotation, molecular function: nicotinate-nucleotide diphosphorylase (carboxylating) activity. Gene Ontology annotation, cellular component: cytoplasm.